AUGCCCGUAUCUACAAGAUCGCAGAUCUUCAGCAGGCUUGAGCCAAGAACGAAAGAUCAACAAGAAAACAGCCAUAUGCCAUUGAGAAAUCCACACCAUGGACUCAAAGAGAAGAUGAAAGCACUCACCCUUUUGUAUGAACAGCAGAAACAGGCUAUCAAAGAGCCAAGAUUUUCGACUCACCCAAGUGUGGAUCUGCUAAGUUCUGGAAAUACAGGUGAGAAACGGGCUAAAGAAUCGAAACCCAGUAUUAGCCAUGUGAUGAGGGAGAGCACAUUGAAUAGUUCAACUCAGAGAAGGACUUAUAUCAUGCCAUUGCAUUCAAUGACAGAGGACUCGAAGGAGAACGCUGUAGUGGCGUGUGGUGGUGAUCGGAUUGUGGGAAUUUUGUCUCCAAGAAAGGCUAAUAUGUCCAGUAAAGUGGCCAGGAAGCUCUCAAUGGUGAGUGAGCCUUGUGGAAGUAAAAAGGUUGAUGUCGGAGAAUUAAUGACCACCAAGGUGAAAUCAACAAUGGAAAAUGGUAGGAUCCUUGUGUUUGUGAGGCUGAGGCCAGUGGCAAAGAAGGAGAGGGAAGCCGGAUCAAGAUGUUGCGUGAGAAUUGUUAAUAAAAGGGAUGUUUAUUUGACAGAAUUUGCAAAUGAAAAUGACUAUCUUAGGUUAAAGAGGCUUCGUGGCCGGCAUUUCACUUUUGAUGCUUCAUUCCCGGAUUCUACUACUCAACAGGAGGUUUAUUCCAAAACAACAGCAGGUCUUGUUGAAGCUGUUUUGCAGGGAAGAAAUGGCUCUAUCUUUUGCUAUGGCGCAACAGGAGCUGGGAAAACAUAUACAAUGCUUGGCACAAUGGAUAAUCCAGGAGUAAUGGUGCUUGCAAUUAAGGAUCUCUUUAGCAAGAUACAACAAAGAAGCUUUGAUGAAAACCACACAGUUCAUCUAUCCUAUCUUGAGGUCUACAAUGAAACUGUAAGAGAUUUACUUUCCCCAGGAAGGCCACUGGUUCUUAGGGAAGAUAAGCAGGGAAUUGUGGCAGCGGGUCUUACUCAAUACAGAGCAUACUCCGCUGAAGAAGUAAUGGCAUUGCUUCAACAAGGGAACCUAAACCGAACAACAGAACCAACUCGUGCAAAUGAAACUUCUUCCCGAUCUCAUGCAAUUCUGCAGGUCGUGGUUGAAUACCAAGUGAAAGGUGCUUCAGGCAAUGUUGUCAAUCGAGUGGGAAAGCUUUCACUUGUUGAUCUUGCUGGUUCCGAGAGAGCUAUUGCUACUGAUCAGAGAACACUUAGAUCGCUUGAGGGUGCCAACAUCAACAGGUCACUCCUUGCCCUGAGCAGCUGCAUCAAUGCACUUGUCGAGGGCAAGAAGCAUAUACCAUAUCGCAAUUCCAAGCUCACUCAACUGCUAAAGGACUCGCUUGGUGGAGCUUGUAACACUGUAAUGAUUGCAAAUAUUAGCCCCAGCAGCCUAUCAUUUGGUGAAACCCAAAACACACUUUAUUGGGCUGAUCGAGCCAAAGAGAUCCGGACAAAGGCCUGUGAUGCAAAUGAGGAAACUCAAAUACCAGAUUCUGAAACAGAUCAGGCCAAACUGUUACUGGAGUUACAGAAAGAGAACAGAGAAUUACGAAUGCAAUUGGCUCGACAGCGACAGAAGAUACUAACCAUCCAAGCAAAGUCCAUUGCAGCAACCUCUUCACCAACCAAUAAAUCUGCCGGCCAGCCAAAUGAAACACACAAACUAAGAUCUUCUUUAUCGGUAGGCAAUUGUUUUUCACCAGUAUCAAAGACAACGGUUGCCAACCAGACAGUUAAAGAACUUAUGAAGACUAUAAGAUCACUGGAGGCUGAAAUUCAGAGAAUGAAGAAGGAUCAUGCUUUGCAGAUAAAGCACAAGGAUAAUUUUAUUCAUGAUCUUUCACUAAGGGGUGCAGAACUAGCUGAAAAGAGAGGCAAUGGAGUGAAAAGGAAUAACUCCAAGGCAAAAGAACCACCAGAGGGUAACUUGAGGAGCCCAGCUCAUCGAUUUUUAUCUCCAGCACCCACUGCCAAAAAACGAAGGUUUUGGGAUAUUACAACAGCUAACAGUCCAUCCGUUGCCCCAUUAACUGGACGAAAAACCCGAAGCCAUUUCACUACUGAACCCUUAGGAGCUCCGUCCAUGCUUCUUCAGCCCGGUUUUGCUUGCCAUAGACCUGAAACUUUGAAGCGGUGA
Messenger RNA from Fraxinus pennsylvanica, 2205 nucleotides. The record is from the annotation of a GenBank genome assembly. NCBI's taxonomy places the organism in Eukaryota, Viridiplantae, Streptophyta, Magnoliopsida, Lamiales, Oleaceae.